This is a messenger RNA of Poecilia reticulata (guppy), 1384 nucleotides long. It is a transcript of the gene ptafr, whose product is annotated as platelet-activating factor receptor. The record is from RefSeq and is a predicted model, not a curated record. Gene Ontology annotation, cellular component: membrane. Gene Ontology annotation, biological process: G protein-coupled receptor signaling pathway; chemotaxis. NCBI's taxonomy places the organism in Eukaryota, Metazoa, Chordata, Actinopteri, Cyprinodontiformes, Poeciliidae. Gene Ontology annotation, molecular function: G protein-coupled purinergic nucleotide receptor activity; platelet activating factor receptor activity.
CCGGUCCGGGCUGCAACGACUCACAUUCGCGGAAAGGCGUCGGUGUCAUCCAGAGAGAAAAAGAAGAAGCUUAAUGGUAGAAACGAUGGGUGCAGACGCCAGCUCCACCUUUCUGGACUCGGAGUUUCGCUACGUGCUCUUCCCAGUUGUGUACAGCAUCAUCUUUGUUGUGGGCUUCUUCGCCAAUCUUUACGUGCUGUUCGUCCUGCGGUGUCUCCGUGAAGCAAAGGCCAUGGGAGAAAUACGCAUCUACAUGACCAACCUGACCAUCGCUGACCUCCUGUUUGUUUGUGCGCUGCCCUUCUGGAUUGGGUACUACAGGCGUAAGGGGGAUUGGGUCUUCCAGGAUUUCAUGUGCCAGCUGGCAGGAUCGUUAUUUUUCAUCAACAACUAUGGCACCAUCCUGUUCCUCGGAGCGAUCAGUCUCAACCGGUACUGGGCGGUCGCUCAGCCUCUGGACGCAGCCUCGUCAGACCACAGGCGCCGUGGGAUCAUCGUAUGUGUCGUAAUCUGGGUGUUUACCAUUUCAUUGUCCAUCCCCUUCUUCAUAGGACCAGGUACCAACGAUGACGGAAACGUAACUCGAUGCUUCGAAGCGUACCACAAUCAAACGGAGCAUGAAAAGAUUAAAGUGGCAAUUACGCAUUUCUUAAUAAUUGCGAUGUUUUUUGUUGUGUUUUUUCUUGUUGUGGUGUGCAAUUUCCUGAUUGCCCGAAACUUGCUUUCUCAGAGUAUGCCUCAGUCAGAUGCUUUCUCUGACACAAUCAAGUCCAACAGGACGUUUACGUCUACGUUUAAAAGGCCCAAUAAGGCCAGAGGUGUGAAGAGGAGGGCUCUCCAGCUGCUCCUGGCGGUGGUGGGGGUGUUCGUGUUGUGCUUUAUGCCCCACCACGUCGUCCAGGGCCCCUGGGUGCUGGCUGUGCUGAAUAUAAAGGAGGGCUGGGGUCAUGUAAACUGGAGCCAGGACACACGGCAGGCACUCAACGACGCCCAUCAGAUCACUUUGCUUCUGAUGGGCUUCAACUGUAUUCUGGAUCCUGUGGUGUAUUUCUUUGCCACAAGGAAGUUCAGGACGUUCAUUGUGCAGCACAUCAAAAAGUUAUCAAGAGGAGAGGCUUGCUCCCACUCAGAGAACAUCCAAGUAUCCAUGGACAGCAGGAACCACAGCCAGAGACUUCAGAGUAUCCACCCACAGCCGGAUGAGGAAUAACUCAAUGACAGACUCAAGAACACUUGAGAACAGGUGUCUUUAUUGGGACAUGUCACAUACUGAACAGGACUACUGAUUCUUUUACCUUUCUGUUUUGGUAUUAGCUAGUCAUCUUUUAGCAAACAUUGUCUGCAUCCAACAGCAUUACUCAACUCAGUCGGUUAGUUUGGGGGG